AUGAAAGUCGAAAAUAUUUUCAUCCUCUUUUCCUACAUCACAGGCUGUGCAGCCUUGGCUAAGCCCAAACUCGUGCGCGAAGUCGACGUCGCUAUCGUUGGUGGCGGCGCGACCGGUGCUUAUGCCGCUGUUAGACUCCGAGAGGAUUAUGGCAAGUCUGUGUUGGUCAUUGAGAAAGAAGACAAGCUUGGUGGCCAUGUUCAUGCAUACAAGCCAAGCGCCAAUGAUAGACCCAUCAAUUACGGCGUCCAGGCAUAUCUGAACCGAGAAGCAACUAAGGCCUUCUUCAAGCGUUUCGACGUUGGUCUGGUUGACCCGGAUCUACAGAGCGGUGCCAGUCUUCUCUUCGGCACCAAAAACAUCGACUUCAACACCGGCAAGCAAGUUGAUGUUGACUAUGGACUGCCCAACGCAACCAUCGCAUUGAUUGAGUAUGCUGCACUCGCCACCAAGUAUCAGCCAUAUUUUGAGAACGGCUACUUUAAGCAAGGCGACAUCCCCAGUGAUCUGCUCUUGCCCUUUGGAGAAUUUCUCAACAAAUAUGGAAUGGGAAGCUCCCUGGCUGUUCUCCGCACUCUUAUCUGGCUCUCUGAUGCUGUGAACACUCCAACUUGGUUUGUCAUGGCGGUAGUCGGACAGCCUCAACUGGCCGCUCUAGGCGGGUUUGGUCUGGCUGGUCCGACUUUCAAGUAUCCCGCGACAUCUUCUUCGCAAACCCUCUUUGAUCGAGUCCUUGAGCUUAUGAAAGACGAUGUUUUACUCAAGAGCACCUUGGUCUCCAGUCGUCGCAGUAAAAGCGGCGUUGAGCUGGUCGUGCAAACGCCAGACGGCCAACAACGCGUCAAGGCCAAGAAGCUGCUAUUCGCAGCUACUCCUUCUCCUGACAAUGUCGGAUCUUGGGAUCUUGAUAAGAAUGAAAAGUCCCUCUUCUCCAAGUUCUCUUGGGAGACAUUGUAUGUCAGUGUUGUCGGCAAGACUAACCUGCCAUCUGACGUUCCCGGUAUUCGCAACGCACCAGAUAACGCGACAAACUUCUACCUCCCACGAGGCGACUUUGCCGACGCGUAUACCCGUGCUGGAAAGAAUGAUCUCUUUACUACUCGUGUUCUGGGCAAUGAUCGUCUCACUGCCAACAAGGCAAAGGAUCUGAUCAAACAAACAUUCACGAGAAUUGAUGAGGCGGGAACGUAUGAUACUACGAGCCCUGAGAUCCUGGCAUUUGCAUCGCAUGGACUUACGGUGCCCAAGGUAUCGUCUGAUGAGCUGAAGACUGGAUUCUAUCGGAAGCUUUACGCGUUGCAGGGUCAGCGAAACACGUUCUGGACUGGACUUACUUGGGCGCCGGAUUAUACUCCUAUUCUUUGGGACUUCACUGAGAAGUUGUUUCCUCAGAUUCUGGCUGAUAUUUGA
Messenger RNA from Fusarium coffeatum, 1410 nucleotides. RefSeq lists its product as uncharacterized. Bases 1 to 1410 code for a protein of 469 amino acids. The transcript has 2 exons. The record is from RefSeq and is a predicted model, not a curated record. NCBI's taxonomy places the organism in Eukaryota, Fungi, Ascomycota, Sordariomycetes, Hypocreales, Nectriaceae.